CCUAGGGUUCUUCGUUCGGUGCUCUCUGCUCUCAAUGAAGUGUGGGGGGGAAAGUUCAAAAACCCCCCAAAAUUCAAAACCCUAACAGAUCUUCUGCAUCUUCAACACCAAUAUUAGGUGAUUGUAGAACUGUUUACCAGAGAGCACAGAAGUUAUACACCUUUCCGCAAAAUUUCACUUCUCAAUUUUUGAAACAUCGGGUCUCUAGCUGCAUCAUUUAGAGAAAUGAGCAACACAGUACGGAGAACUCCCAAAUCUGGAAGGCAGUCAUUGUUCUUCCAUGAUUUAGCGACACCAGUUACUUCUCGUAAAUCCUCAGGAAAGUUCAGUACUCCAGGUCAGGCAGCAGCUGUUUCAGCUUUAUGGCGUGAGAAUUUUGCCAACUCCGAUCUUCCGCCUCCACCAGUGUUUACUCUUGAAGAUCGGUCUGACUUUUCUCCGGAAUCUGGGAUUCCAGACUAUAUGGUGUCCCCGGAAAUUAAGUCAGACCCAAGAACCCCAGUCCUGAGUUCCGGGAAGGAAUUUGCAACUCUGAAAAGCAAGUCUGAGGCAAGCACUUCGUAUGCUGUAAUGGGUAAGCAACAUCUGAAUCAACAGACUCCAGUGGCAAGCUUGAGUUGGUGGUCGCCAGGGAAGAGUGGUGGUAGUGGUGAGCCAGAUGACAAGGGAAAGGGUUCUCCUGUGAAGGGUGUCGUUCAGCCUGGUGCUUUGAUCACACUUCCACCUCCGAGGGAAGUGGCAAGGCCAGAGAUGCAGAAGAAUUUCUUAUCUGUGGGAAACCUUGACGAGGAAGAAUGGGUCACUGUCUUUGGAUUUUCCCCAGGUGACACCAACUUCGUUUUGCGCGAGUUUGAAAAAUGUGGUUUGAUUUUGAAACAUGUUCCUGGUCCAAGAGAUGCAAAUUGGAUACACAUUCUGUAUCAGAAUCGAUCUGAUGCUCAGAAAGCUCUCAGCAAAAAUGGGAUGCAAAUAAAUGGUGUUCUAAUUGUUGGAGUGAAGCCAGUGGAUCCUAUGCAACGACAGGCUCUGAAUGAAAGGCUCAGCAAUCAAGGAUUUAUGACGUUACCUCCUGCACCAGCUAGUAGAAGCUCAGAGCCAAACACUUCGAGAACCUCUCCUCACCUUUACUAUCUUCAAAAUGGUAGUCUCAGUACUCGCCAGUCAUCUGGGACAAUUGCCACACCAGCAAAAUCUAUGGUGUCCAAAAUUGUGGAUCUGAUGUUCGGUGUUUAGUUUUUUGCUUUUACCUUGACAUAUUUUUCCUUAUAAUUUCGUUAUCUUAUGUUUGCGAAGUUCUCUCAUUAACUUCCAAGUCCGGCAAAUGGUACCAAAUGCAAAUGCAGUUGAGGGUAUUAGUUAUCUUUUCCAUGUUUCUUUUUGUUAGUUUUUACCCCGCAGCUUGUACUUGUUUAAGGGGGUACUGCAGCGGUUUUAGUGUCUUAUUGGGUUGAGAAAUCUUACUAUGAUGUUAUGGGUAUGGAGGGGUUGGUUGUAGAGUAUCACAUAAUGUUUCAUCAUAAUUGAUUGAGCUCUUGUUGUAGUGGUUGGUGUAUGAAAAAUUUAAUUAUG
Ilex paraguariensis (yerba mate) is the source of this 1569-nucleotide messenger RNA. Lineage: Eukaryota; Viridiplantae; Streptophyta; Magnoliopsida; Aquifoliales; Aquifoliaceae. The record is from the annotation of a GenBank genome assembly.